Molecule: messenger RNA, 2229 nt
Organism: Anopheles nili
Lineage: Eukaryota; Metazoa; Arthropoda; Insecta; Diptera; Culicidae
Exons: 3
Coding region: 141-992 (283 amino acids)
Molecular function (GO): calcium ion binding; enzyme regulator activity
Source: RefSeq, a predicted model, not a curated record
CGAAACCCACCGGCACCAUCACGGAUUCUACGUAGGAUACCCACCCCAAAAACCGUUUCAAGUUGGAAGGAAAAAUCUUCUCGGCGGUGAACAACUUUCUCACUGCAUCGACCUUCGUCAAAGACAUCAGACAGCUGAUCAUGACCCGACAAACAAACAGCGACCCUUCGACGGCACCAGAAGCAGGCUCGAACGCAACAGGACCGGGCAGCGACCAGCAGCAGCAGCAGCAGCACCGUCCGGAAUCUGCCAGCGUUCACAGUGGCCGGUCCAGUUCUCGGUCCCCGAUCGAUCCGUACCGGCAGGACAGCGUUAAUCAGCCACCCAGCGACAGUUCCAGCCUGGACGGGAACGUGUUCGUCGACGGUGCGAACGUGCCACUGCACGCGCGACAGAACCGCUCGCAAACGACGGAUUCACUCACUUCCGGCACCAACAUAAGCUACAGCCUAAACAAACGCUUCAUCUCGAAGAACCAAAUGAAGGAGUUCCGGGAGGCGUUCCGGCUGUUCGACAAGGACAACGACGGGUCGAUCACGAAGGAAGAGCUCGGCACGGUGAUGCGUUCGCUUGGGCAGUUCGCGCGCGUCGAGGAACUGCAGGAGAUGCUGCUCGAGAUCGACGUCGAUGGUGACGGUAACGUGAGCUUCGAGGAGUUCGUCGACAUCAUGUCGAACAUGACGGACACGGUGGCGGAAACGUCCGCCGAUCAGGAGGAGCGCGAGCUGCGUGAUGCGUUCCGCGUGUUCGACAAGCACAACCGGGGCUACAUUACCGCGUCGGAUCUGCGCGCCGUGUUGCAGUGUUUGGGCGAGGAUCUGGACGAGGAGGAAAUCGAGGACAUGAUCAAGGAGGUGGACGUGGAUGGUGAUGGGCGGAUCGACUUUUACGAAUUCGUUCACGCGCUCGGUGAACCGGAAGACUCGCAGGAAAACGACGAGGACGAUGAAAUUGUGUCGCAGCGCUCGCCGUCUUUCGACGUGCAGGUUUAGGCUGUUGAGUGAACCAGCGUCGGGUUUGCUGCCGGUGCGAACACCGGCUCAAAAUGCGAAUUGAACGAGCAUCCAACACGUUCCGGACAGUGGAGCUGCUCCAGCGGUUGGCGGGAGAAAAAGGAAUUCAAAUAAUCGUAUUUUUGCUUGAUCAUUACUACUUGAUAGGUGUAAUACAGCGGUAAACCUGUGCUGCAUGCGAACGUGCGAUGGAUGAAUCACCGACCGACCGACUCCGGGGGUCGAUUUCAAUGUUCUGCCGGUGCACGACGACUAGCAUGCACUUCAUCCAUAACUACUUACAUAAAGGCCAAAUUUUUAAAAACUCUUUUUCAUUGUAUUUGCUGUUUGCGCAACCAAAUGAAUAUAUAUACAUACACUAAAACAAAAGUAAAACCUUUGAGAUAAAAAGCAAUUGCUAAGCACUAACUCAUAAAACGAUAUAGGUAUAAGAACGGGCGUGUCGGGGGGCCACGUGAAGCUGUCCCAAAACCGCUCUCCUUCACUUUCCAGUGUAUCGCUUAUGCUAUACGUUCGCAAACUAUACGUGUACACGCAGCACUACGGCAGACAUAUCAACCGUGCGGAUGAUGAUUAGUUCAUCUUUCCAGGAUCGUAGCGCCAAACGACAGGAAUCGUCACGAAACAUAGCAAGGGCUGCGUGCCCUCUUGCGUUUAUUGCUUUUUUUCCCCCUACGCAUCCUACACGACGAUCGUUUACGUGUGAAGCAUGGGUAUUACAUUUUUUUUAGAUGAACGUCUGUUCGUUUGUGUUCAAAAUUAAUUAACAACAUGGCCCAAUUGCAUGGUGCAUAAAAGAUUUUACGGCGAGAAAGAUUAAAAAAACUAUUAGCUAUUCGAUACGGGACCUUACUACAAAGCAAAUACAGUCUUAAGUAGUACUGCUCAUUCGCGUUCUUUAUGCGGUUCGUUUUUUUAAUAACUACGUUCUGAUACAGGUGAUGCAAAGGAUUUGUGCUCUCGCUUAGCUGUAAUAAUGAGAUUUUUUCUUCUGUCUUACAUUGUACGCUAGUGACAGAAUAAAAUUCACAAUCAAAAAAUAUAAAAGAAACAAAAAUAUACCAAACUUGAUUACAAAAUGCUAUUUAAACGCGCAAUCGUACAUUCAUGUACCAAACUUUUGAAAAAUAAAAAUCAAAACACGUUCGUUACCACAUUUGCCACAUGUACAAUCUUGAAAGUAACGCUGAACAUCAAUAAAGGCUAAGAAAUUUUA